AUGAUGGAAGAACCAGCAGUUGGAAGGGUGUCUGAGCCCAACAUGAACGAGUGGGUCGUGUUCGAUUUCCCCAUCGACUACAUGAUAUGGAUGGAGAAUGUCUUCGAUCCAAUGCAUGUGGAUUUUGUUCACAACGGGACAGCUCUCACAAACGACAAGUUUGAGCCAAAGAAUGCGCUCCCUGUGACACAAUUCCGGCAGGCUAGAGACUCCAAAGCCAACAGUGGUUUUCAUCUCUCUGUUGGAAAGUUCAACAAGGCAGGGAAAAGCAGGUUGGAAAUGUGCUUCAAGCCCCCUUCCCUGUUGGCUCAGUCACUGAUGGUGGAAGGGGUACUUCCUGUGGACGUCUUGCAGUACUUUGUGCCUGUGCGGCCUGGACUCCUGAGGAUAUUCUUUGGCUCAAGGGCUGAAAAGCCCACAAAGAUCAACAAUGGCAUUCUUGGAUUCUUUCUUCCCCGGGCUUUGGCAGCUGUGGCACUGUGGUUUCGAGAGCUGCCACUACUUCUGCUGCCAUCAUAUAUCAGGUUGUCGCUCCGACAUCUUCUCGGCCCAAGUAACAUCAAGAACAUUGCCAACCAGGAUACCAGCGUCUUGCACAGCCAAGAUAAGCAGCUUGCCAGGGAAAACUGGGACUGGAAGCGUUUCUUCCUGCCCACCCUUGGGGAUGUGGGGGUUGCAGCUUUCCGACGGUGGGCGGACAAGUUUGCCAACGGCGGACCAGCAUGGCAUCGCUCUGCUGGGAAAAAUGCAGUGGAAGAUUUACGGCAUGUUGACCUGUUCAGCAGAUGGGAGCACCACACUCAAUGGUGCCCGACCUGCCGGAAGUCCGUCAAGUUCUUGGGAGGCCUGGAAGAUCUUCUGCCAAAACUGACAUGGGCAUUUGUGGCUGUGGCGGUUGGUCUCAUCGCAAAUACAUCGAGAAUCGCAUACCUUCGUGUGGCAUUCGGAGCGCUGGCGGCUGCCGCUGUGACACUGCUGGCUCGUUUCGAGGUGCAGAAGCUGCGCGCCAGAUUCCUGACAGACAUUCCGAGCUCAGGCAUUCCCGAGGUGGCCCAUGGGUGGCCAUCCUAG
Messenger RNA from Ostreobium quekettii, 1071 nucleotides. NCBI's taxonomy places the organism in Eukaryota, Viridiplantae, Chlorophyta, Ulvophyceae, Bryopsidales, Ostreobiaceae. The record is from the annotation of a GenBank genome assembly.